Hylaeus volcanicus is the source of this 1592-nucleotide messenger RNA. RefSeq lists its product as uncharacterized. The coding region runs from base 278 to 1408 and encodes 376 amino acids. The transcript has 7 exons. The record is from RefSeq and is a predicted model, not a curated record. Lineage: Eukaryota; Metazoa; Arthropoda; Insecta; Hymenoptera; Colletidae.
UUUAAAAUUGCACGUUGAUACAUCGUUCAGUCAAUGUAACAGUCAAUUUAAUUUUCUAAGAAAAAGUUGUUGUAUUCGGUGUUACGAACGGCUUCUUCUUGAUUAUUAAAACAAUGCGUAAACGUAUUAUUCGAGUUGAUGUUUGGACCUAAGUUAAAGUGGGCCCCCAUGACCAAAUAAUGAAUGGUUUAUAAGAACAUAUAAAAUUGUACAUAUUCGAUGUUUAAUAUUAAACAUCUAACAUCGCUCUGAAGUAUAUGAAGAAAUAACAGCAAUAAUGGGAAAUUAUUUGACCAAAUUUAUUUCCCUUGCUGACACAGAAAAAGAGGAAAUGGAUGUGCAGCCUUCCAUGGAUGAGGUAAACGUUAAAGAAGACGUUAUGUGUACGCCAACUAUGGAUCGCGUAACAUUGCCUACAGAUCCUAGAUCGAUAACAAUUGGUAUAAAUAGAACUCCGAUAGAGGUAUGCAAAACCUACCCUAAUACUCCUGUUGGAUUAAGCAAAAGGGCCAUUACAGCAAUUCCAAGAUAUUUACAGGCAAAACCAUAUUUAGAAACAGAUAUAGACCAAGUAAUACCAUGUUUAACACCACAAAAAAGGGAGCCAGAAAUAUCUGAAAGUGAAAUAUUCCAGUUUCCGGAUGCGCAAAAUAAAAGUGUAGAGAAUCCGGUAACGCCAGUAACCGGUAAUCUAGAAAUUAAAAUGUCGACGAUAGAAAGAGAACGUUACGAAAUCUUGGGAAUCGACCCUAGGUCUCCGGCUGCUAAUUUCGAUAGAACACCGAUAUUAGAGCCAAAAUCUCUACAGCGUUUAAGAGCGAGGUCUCAACUAUGUCUGCGUAGAGAUGGCAGUUACGAGACGGAUGUAUUAAACUCAAAUUUUUCGUAUUGCGAAACGUUGUCGCCGUUUCAUAUCCCUGAAAUACAAGCCUUGCCUGAUUUACUCGAAAAUAGAUUAAAACUGAAUUUUCUUAUUAACGAUUCUAACAACAAAUCGAACGAUGAAACACACUCUGAAAUUGGAGACAGCAAAGAGGAAAGCAAAGAGACAACUUCGGAACCAGAGACUAAAAAUAACGUGCAAAAUAAGGAAAUCCACGUUAACAAUAACGAUACAAUUAAAAUAUGGAGGGACUCGUCGAUAUCUGAUGAACCUGAGAAAUUGGAAGUAAAAAUUCCAACGGAUGAAAAGAAAAAUGGAAAUGAAAUCGCUAAGAUUCGAACUCCUCUUGGAAAUCGUUUCAACAUUGGACGAGUUCAAGCUUCGAUAAACUCCCCGCAGCAAACGUUCAAGAAUAAAAAUGUAGUACCGAAAAUGCAGGAGAACACACCACCGCACAAAAGAUGCGUCGUAAGAUCUAAAUUAAGUGGAAUACAAUGGGAUUCGGAUUCGACUAUUAUUAUUUAACUAUUUUUAGGGUAAUCGUUUGAUUAUAGGAAUAAUUAAAACGCGUAAUUCAUUUGCCUACCAUGUAUUUUAUAAGUAAGACAUUUCUCGAGAUUAUUGUAAAAAAAUAUAGGUUGUGUAAAUGUGAGAUUGCUGCAAUUUUUGUAUUUAUUUAAGAUAAAAUAAAUGUUUCUUAGUCAAAUAA